AUGGGAAAUCAUUCUAGUGUUGCUUCUAAACCUUGGAUUUCAUUUAAAACAAGUUUAAUAAAAAAAUAUGAAAAAUAUAGUGACAGUAAAGAUAAAAAUGAUGAUGAAUAUCAAAAUGAUAUUACAGAAAUUCAGCGUGAAAAAGAAUUUCGUCAAAAACAAAUUUCUAAAAAUCAUUACGGAGAUUAUAUUUUUGAUCAUCGUGCGUUGUUGAAACGAGGGCCAUUCGGUACUAUUCAUUUGGCUGUAGUACGUCCAAAAAAGAACGACUCCUCUCUUAGAAUGGUAAUCGUAAAAGUUACUCCAAUCGCAGUAAAAUAUUAUAAUCGUUGGUUUAUAGGGGAGAAAUGUGUUAACGAAGCAAACGCAAUCAAAUGGAAUAAUGAAUAUGUCAAGAAUGAAGCCAAGACUCUGUCGUGUCUUUGUCAUGCAAGAUGGUUCAUGAAUAGGGACGCGUUUUAUUUAAUUGUUGAUUAUCAUGAAGGUGGAACUUUAGCCGAUUUUAUUCCACCAUCUGGUAAAGACGAAGAUUCGGCCCUUCGUUUAAUGAUUCAAGUUUUUGAAGCAAUUAAAUAUAUCCAUGAUAAUAAUAUUGCUCAUUGCGAUAUCAAUCCUGAAAACAUUUUAUUUUCAUCAGAUCGUAAACGGUUAAUCUUAACUAAUUUUGAUCAUUCUCAAUUAGAAUGUGAUGACUUAAUAAAAGAUUCCGAAUCUGUUCAAACUAAAAUUGAAUCCUCAAAAGUUUUGAAAGGAAAGGCUGGAUUUUACGGUCCGGAAUGUGAUCCACGUGAACACAUUCCGUUCAAAGGUUUCAAAAAAGCUGAUAUGUAUAGCUUAGGUGUAACCAUUUACGUUGUUUUAACGUAUCAUCUACCAUUUGAUCCAACACAAUCAAUAAGACAUCAAUCAUUAUAUUUUCCUGAUCAUAUAUCAUUAUCAGCUCAACAUUUUAUUCAAAAUUUACUUUCUAUCGAACCAUCACGUCGUAUGACUAUAUCUGAUUGUUUUAAUGAUUCUUGGUUAAGAAUUCAUGAUAUCUCAGGUCGUCGUCCAAAACGAUCUUCAAAUAUUACAAAUCAAUCAAAAAAAUUUGAUAAAAAACAUUUUAAUAAUCAAAAUAAUUUAAAUAAUAAUAAUAAUCAUCAUCAUAUUAGUUAUUCUCGUCGUCGUAAUCAUCUUUUUAGUCAAAAAAAUUGUGAUAUUAGUUGUACAUCUAAUUAA
Molecule: messenger RNA, 1221 nt
Organism: Dentiscutata erythropus
Lineage: Eukaryota; Fungi; Glomeromycota; Glomeromycetes; Diversisporales; Gigasporaceae
Source: the annotation of a GenBank genome assembly